AUGUCGCUGAACAACAGUCAAAUCAACAACAAAACAUUGCCCAGACUGCCCUUGGACAAAUCACCUUUGCUUUCAACCAAGGAUGCAGAGCAAGGUGGAGCCAAAACCCAACACCGUAACCCGCGCCUCCCGUCCAAAGAUGUCUACCUCAGCCUGGCUAUGCUCCUGUGCUUCAUCCUCUCCCUCCUGACAGUCUUCUACACGCCCCUCGCCAUCUGCCUGGGCCAGAUCAAUCAGCUCGUGCUGAUCGGUUUUCUCGUUGCUGUAAUGGGCAUGUGUCUUGAAGGCCAAAUUCUUCGCACGGCACUCAUGGCAUGCGGAAAGCGCCAGGGAACCACGCUGCAGGACCUUGACGCAUUGAUGCGCAAGGAUCCAUUUGCGGACCACGUCGACUGGGUAUAUCGCGUGCUAUUGUUGAUUAUAUUUGGUCUGCCAUUGCUGCUCAGCGUCGGAUACAAACAAUUCAUUGGUGGGAGCAGCACGAUUCUUGUCCACGAAGGUCCUGGAUUCUUCGGGUUCGCGGCGCCACCUGGCAUGCAGCGGAUUGGGGAUGGUCUCUCACUGCUGUCACAGGUUUACGUGCCGUUCUGGACCGACCCGGGAUUGAAUCGAACGUAUGGAUUCAACUUGUUCAUCGCGGGCGACAACAAGACAGCCGCCAUGGUAGACUCGCCCUUCCCUUCCUACCUGACAGAUGUCCAGAGCAGGCUCAAGAACGGGGAGACGCUGACAAUGUCGACGACCGUCAAUGCCACCGUGUCGGAGAUCAAUGAGAUUUCAGACGAGGAUAGGAACAACGAGACUUUCUGGUCUGAUGUGGCCGAGCAGUUCGGUCACGAAUACACCAUUAAUGGUGGCAAUGUCCGCGGUGCCAACAAUGCGCUCUGGGCUGGCAUGAGUGGUAACUUUCUGACCAAUUUCACGACCAUGUACUUCUCGGCUUGGAACACGACGAGCAACGAAACCUUCGAGUCUGAAGCCAUUCGCACCGAGCAGACGCGUCGCAUCGCCAACGUUACGUGGGUCAUUUCUCCCUCCAACAUUACGCUGACCGGCGCAAAACUCAUCAAGACCGGCACGGUGGUGAACCAGACCGUGAUUCAGAACAACGCCAUCGGCCUCCAAGAAGCAUUCAGCAAUUUCCUUGGCGAGUAUGACUGGCACAACCGAGCCGGGGCCUUCGACUACCCAUACCCCAUCUCUUCGGAUAGCGAUCCUGUGUUCGCGCAGCCUGUCAACACCGUGCCGGCUCUGGCGGCGGCAAUGGCGUGGGCUCGAAUAUCCAGUCUUAACACCAUUGUCCGUCCCCAGGGGAUACAAAACGCGGAAAUCCGAACAUUGACCGGCUACGACAAGGAUGAAGCGGACAUUGUAACCAUCAAGACGGUGCCGACCCUGAGGAGACACCCGCUACUGAUCCUGCUGUUGGCAGUCAAUCCGCUCCUAUCGUUCAUCUGUGUGGCCAUUAAAGGGUGCAUGCUCCACACCAGCCCAGUCAGAGACGGGUUCAGCAGCAUCUCUCUUCUCGCGGCCUCCAGAGACGCGGGUUUCAUCUCGUUCAAGGACGCGGCCAACCUCACAGCUCGACCGAAGCGACCUGUCGCCGUGAACUUUGCAAUCGAGAAGGGCUGA
Messenger RNA from Cladophialophora bantiana CBS 173.52, 1632 nucleotides. RefSeq lists its product as uncharacterized. NCBI's taxonomy places the organism in Eukaryota, Fungi, Ascomycota, Eurotiomycetes, Chaetothyriales, Herpotrichiellaceae. Bases 1 to 1632 code for a protein of 543 amino acids. The record is from RefSeq and is a predicted model, not a curated record. The transcript has a single exon.